This is a messenger RNA of Dictyostelium purpureum, 1119 nucleotides long. RefSeq lists its product as uncharacterized. Bases 1 to 1119 code for a protein of 372 amino acids. The record is from RefSeq and is a predicted model, not a curated record. The transcript has 2 exons. Lineage: Eukaryota; Evosea; Eumycetozoa; Dictyosteliales; Dictyosteliaceae.
AUGAAUAAAAACAAUAUAAUAUAUAAUAAUGAUAGUAGAGAUAUUAUUCCAAAUAUAAACACUUUACUAAACAGUGACUACUCAACAACAAACCCCAAUAUAUAUGAUCCUCAUUUCCCUCCAAAUAUUUUUUAUUCAAACAACAACAAUGAUGGUUAUAAUAAUAGUGGCAAAAACUCAACUUUACCAAAACUACCAAAUAAUAUUAAUAAAAUAAAUAAAUCAACUUUUUAUAAUACAAAUAGUUAUUCAACACCUUUUAAUAUACUUCCUAAACCAAUCAAUAUUAUUUCAAACUCAUACUAUGAUGAUAAAGAUAGUGAUAAUAUAAAUAAAAACAAUCUUAAUAAUAUAAAUAAUAUUAAUAACAAUGAUGAUAAUAAUACCAAUAGAAGAAUCAAUAGUUUAAAUAUAAACAACAUAAGCAAUACGAAUAAUAUAAAUACUAUAAAUAAUAUAAAUAAUAUAAAUAAUAUAAAUAAUAUAAAUAAUAUCGACAACAACAUAAAUAAUAUUAAACUUAAUAAAAUGAUAUGUUUUGAUAAUGAUAUUACGCCACCAAUAAAACCCUUCCCAGUUCAACUAUUCCCCCAACCACCCGGGGCAGAUCCAGCUUUUAUAAAUAGGAAUGAGACUAGAUUUACACCUUAUCCAUCAACAUCAACAACAACAACAACAACAAGUACAAGUACAAGUACAAGUACAAAACCAACCAAAUCUAAAUUUCAAACCAAACACACAAGAUAUUUAAGGAAUCACAAUAAAGAAACAGGUAUGUAUACUUGUAAAGCUCUAAAAAAUAACUCAAAUGAAGAAUGUGGUCAUAAAUAUCCCAAAGAAAAUAGCAUAAGAAAACAUAUAAUUAGUAAACACGAAUCACAAUUAGAAACUAUUUACCAGAAAAUAUUUGUUAGAAAGGAAUACAAUAACGAAGGAUAUUGCGAAGAAGAUAUGAAACUAUGUGAACAUAUUGGAUGUAUUACUAAAGUUUCAAGCUGGAAUUAUUCACAUCAUUAUAAAAAAACCCAUCACGUAGGUCGUCCAGAUGAAAAAUUAAAUUACAUUAGCAAUGAUUUUAUUCAUGAAAUAAAGAAUAUUGUAGUAGAGAUCUCAACAUAG